AAAACUUUAUUCUUUAUAAUUUUAAUUAUUUUAUUUCCAAAAAUGAGCGCUGAUUGGAAUUUCUGGUGGACUUUUGAUGGCAUAUCAGGACCAGAAUUUUGGGGUAUAUUAAAUCCCGAUUGGCAUUUGUGUAGUAAAGGUCAUCGACAGUCACCUAUUGAUAUAAAGCCAAAUCUUUUAUUAUAUGAUCCAAAUUUGAGACCAAUACAUAUUGGUAAAAAUAGAGUAAACGGUGUUUUAGAAAACAACGGCCACAGUGUUGUCUUCCAUAUAAACAGUAAUUCAGAUGAAAUUGAAUUAUUUAAUUCAAUCAAUUCAUUGAAUCCAUCCUCAAUUGUGACAACAAUCAACAUGAGUGGCGGACCCCUCUCUUAUUCCUAUAGUUUUGAUUCACUACACCUUCAUUUUGGUCGUACCGAUACAUUUGGCUCCGAACAUAUGAUAGCAGGCCUUACAUUCCCAGGCGAGCUUCAAAUUCUGGGAUAUAAUUCAGAUUUAUAUCAAAAUAUGAGCGAAGCCUCAACAAAGCCAAACGGUUUGGUUGCGAUUGCUUUAUUAAUUCAGGUUGGAGACACCAGCUCUGAUGAAUUAAAAUCAUUAAUAUCUCAAUUGCAACAUAUUAGAUAUAGAGGUCAAAAUAUAACCCUCAAGUCUUUAAGUAUAAGAGACUUAGUUCCUGACGAUCGCUUCUAUAUGACAUAUGAGGGCUCACUUACGAUGCCGUCGUGCGCUGAAGUGGUCACUUGGAUUGUCAUCAAUAAGCCACUCUUCAUAACCAGACAACAGUUAUAUGCAUUGAGGAAAUUGAUGCAAGGAGAAGCCGAACUGCCGAAAGCUCCGCUCGGAAACAAUUAUCGUCCGAUUCAGCCUUUAAAUGAACGGGUCGUGCGAACCAACAUUGACUUCAAACGAGAACAGGCAUCGAGUGUUUGUCCAACCAUGAAGAGGAAUAUGCAUUAUGAAGUGAACAAAAAUUUUCGUAACACUGGAUAACAUGUGACGGAUGGCCAAC
Molecule: messenger RNA, 1012 nt
Organism: Oppia nitens
Lineage: Eukaryota; Metazoa; Arthropoda; Arachnida; Sarcoptiformes; Oppiidae
Product: carbonic anhydrase-related protein 10-like
Exons: 12
Coding region: 43-993 (316 amino acids)
Molecular function (GO): zinc ion binding; carbonate dehydratase activity
Source: RefSeq, a predicted model, not a curated record